Cydia strobilella is the source of this 2770-nucleotide messenger RNA. Its product is annotated as ATP-binding cassette sub-family C member 4-like. Gene Ontology annotation, biological process: transmembrane transport. Gene Ontology annotation, cellular component: membrane. Lineage: Eukaryota; Metazoa; Arthropoda; Insecta; Lepidoptera; Tortricidae. The transcript has 19 exons. The coding region runs from base 84 to 2732 and encodes 882 amino acids. The record is from RefSeq and is a predicted model, not a curated record. Gene Ontology annotation, molecular function: ATP hydrolysis activity; ABC-type transporter activity; ATP binding.
CUCGCGCACCAGCCAGCCCGGCCAGCACCUCAAACACCUCAAACAUUCAAGAUAACGAUAAAAAUCAAGGUAAAGACAAGGUGAUGGUAAACUUCGAAGGAGCGUCUAGCAGCUGGAUUAAGUCGAGCGACCAGUAUGAUGCCGAAGACAUUAAUCUUCAGAUAUUUUCUUGUUCGUUGACGACGAUAAUCGGAGCAGUGGGGUCGGGCAAGUCCACGCUGCUGCAUAUGAUUCUGGGAGAGCUCCCGUGUCGCACCGGCUCGCUGACCACCGCCGGCACCGUCAGCUACGCCAGCCAAGAGCCCUGGAUGUUCGUCGGAUCCGUGCGCCAGAAUAUUUUGUUUGGCCAGCCGUUUGUAAAAUCUCGCUACAUGGAGGUGUGCAAAGUGUGCGCACUUGAGAGGGAUAUCUCACUGUUCCCCCACGGAGACAGAACCAUUGUGGGCGAGCGUGGCGUGUCUCUGAGCGGCGGGCAGCGCGCGCGGAUCAACUUAGCCAGAGCCAUUUAUAAAGACGCGGAUAUUUACUUAUUGGAUGAUCCACUUUCAGCGGUGGAUACUCAAGUUGCUAAACAUAUAUUUGAGAAAUGUUUAAAAAGGUACUUGGCGAACAAAACCGUCGUUUUAGUUACCCAUCAAAUUCAAUUUAUUAAGUCUGUGGACAAAAUAGUAAUAAUGGACAAAAGCAAGAUACUCGUCGAAGGAGCUCUCAAAAACUUAAAUAAGCAGGAACUGAGCCUGAUCCGUGUGAUGACGGCCAAGGUGCGGGAGGUGCACGAGGUGGAGCCGAGCGCCAGCGCGGUGGCCUCGGUGGCGCAGCCCAGCACCGUCAGCGCCUUCCGCAAGCAUUGGUCGAUGCUGCUGGAGGACAAGCACGCGGAUCUAAAACCAGAAGUAGAAAUGCAAUCUAAAGGGAGAGUGAAAAGUUCCGUGUACAAAGAGUACUUUUUGGCCGGCGCGGCGUGCCCGUACGCGGUUGGUGUUGCGUUCAUGUUCGUGUUCGCGCAACUGUGCGCUAGCGCCAGCGACUGCUGGCUCGAAAAAUGGAGCAACGCUGAAGACCGCUUGACUGGUGAUGCCACUGUUGACAACAUUAUUUGGUCAGAGAGCGGCAUGACCCGACAAUUCUUUGUGUUAAUAUUUGGAAUUCUCACUUUGGCUACUGUGAUUAUCGCUUUAGUAAGAGCGUGCAUGUUCUUUUCAUUGUGUAUGCUGUCGUCUAUAAGGCUGCAUGAUAACAUGUUCGAAUGUAUUUCCCGGUCACCUAUGAGUUUUUUCCAUGCAAACCCUUCAGGAAGGAUUCUUAACAGAUUCAGCAAGGAUUUGGGGGCCGUGGACGAAUUACUACCACAAGCUAUGAUCGAUUGCUUUCAGAUAAUCCUAAAUCUCGUCGGUGUCAUCGUAGUCAUCCUCGUGAUGGACAUCACUUUACUGAUACCAAUAACAGCGGCAAUCAUCAUAUUUUACAUAUUAAGAGUUAUUUAUAUCCGAACGAGCGGUGCAGUAAAGCGCCUUGAAGGGAUUACGCGCAGCCCGGUGUUCGGGCACCUGACGGCGACGGUGCAGGGGCUGAGCACGGUGCGCGCGUUCGGCGCCGAGGCGCUGCUGGCCGCCGAGUUCGACCGCCACCAGGACCUGCACGGCGCCGCGUGGUACCUCUUCAUCACCUGCAGCCGCGCCUUCGGAUACUUCCUCGACAUCAUUUGUCUGCUCUUCAUCGUUUGCGUCACCUUCGGUUGUAUAAUGAAAACCGACAUAGAUGCAAGUACCGUGGGGCUGGCGAUCACGCAGUCGAUAUCUCUGACCGGCAUCUUCCAGUGGGGCAUGCGCCAGUCCGCCGAGAUGGAGAACCAGAUGACCAGCGUGGAGAGAGUGCUGGAGUACACUAACCUCACACAAGAACCUGCUUUGAGAGCCGACGAGAAAGAUAAACCACCCCCCGACUGGCCAUCCGACGGCGCCAUUCACUUCGACCAGUUGAGCCUGAAGUAUGCGCCGGAAGGCCAUUACGUGUUGCAUAAACUGCAAUUUAACAUACAGCCUCACGAAAAGAUAGGAAUCGUGGGCAGAACUGGCGCCGGCAAGUCAUCCAUCAUUCAGACACUGUUCCGGCUUGCUUAUUUGGAAGGUGUAAUCACCAUCGACGGUGUGAACAUAUCUUCUAUCGGCCUACAUGAUUUGAGGGAAAAAAUAUCCAUCAUUCCGCAAGAGCCAGUCUUGUUCAGUGGUACCAUGCGAAAAAACUUGGAUCCGUUUGGCGAAUACACUGACGAUAUCUUGUUAAGUGCGUUGAGUAAAGUGGAACUUAUAUCUGAUGAAGAGGAUCCUGAUGCGCUGAACAAGUUCGUAGCGGAAGGCGGAUGCAACAUGAGCGUGGGGUCGCGGCAGCUAGUGUGCCUGGCGCGCGCCAUCGUGCGCGCCAACCGCGUGCUGCUGCUGGACGAGGCCACGGCCAACGUGGACCCGGCCACCGACGCGCUGGUGCAGACCGCCAUCCGCACACACUUCCAGCACUGCACCGUGCUCACUAUUGCCCACCGGCUCAACACGGUCAUCGACUCCGAUAAGAUAUUAGUGCUGGACGCCGGACGCCUCGUGGAAUACGCGCCCCCGCACCUGCUGCUGCUAAACGCGAAGGGCGCCUUCAGGCGGAUGGUGGAGCAGACUGGCGCAGCCAUGGCGGCGGAGUUGCGCCAGGUGGCCGAGGAGAGCUACCAGAAGACACAAGAUUGAAUGAAACUUCAUCUUCUUUUAAAAUAUAUAAUAAUUAA